Homarus americanus (American lobster) is the source of this 2783-nucleotide messenger RNA. RefSeq names its product BRCA1-associated protein-like. The transcript is spliced from 14 exons. The coding region runs from base 135 to 2000 and encodes 621 amino acids. Lineage: Eukaryota; Metazoa; Arthropoda; Malacostraca; Decapoda; Nephropidae. Gene Ontology annotation, cellular component: cytoplasm. The record is from RefSeq and is a predicted model, not a curated record. Gene Ontology annotation, biological process: Ras protein signal transduction; protein ubiquitination. Gene Ontology annotation, molecular function: zinc ion binding; ubiquitin protein ligase activity.
GGAGGAAAACUCAACACUCCCAGAUGGACUCAACACUACCAGAUGGUGUAGGGAGGUGAAGUACAGGAGGAAUAUUUUUCACCAUUUACUCCAUUAAUAACUUCCUAAAGCACCUGACCGAGAAGGAAUGAAAUAUGUCAGUCAGUCUGGUUGUCCUGAGGCUUGAGACUGCCGACGAUAGCCCUACUCUUAAGCAUAUAGAGUAUCAAGGCCCCAAGUCUCACAGUAGACACGGUGGAACAGACCGAGAGGCAAGUCCAUCAGAGUGGCCACCUCUGGUGACAGAUACACUCUUGUCCAUACACCGAGGCCACAGGGAGCCCACUCGCAUCACUGUAACCACUCUCGAAGAGCAGCAUAUCAUUGAGGCCUUAGCAGCAGCAAGUAGUGAAGAUCAAGAAUUUGAUAUGGACUUCCAGGCAAAAGGUGGCUCCACAGAUAUUGCAGGUGCGGACACUCGUGCUGAAACAGGAAAUUUGAGCUCUGGUGGCGUGUUACCAAGAACCAGCAAGGAGUCCACACCUUGUGCAUCAAGCAGUAAAGAAGGUACUCCUGGGCUGAGCGAAGAUAGUAACUGCAGCAGCAGGAGAGGUCGUUCCGGAAAAGAUCGGGUUACUUUUGUUUCCGGGAAUCCCAUGGUUGACGUCACACAUGGAAUCCUUCAUCUUUAUAAGGAAAACACGAAGACAAGUUUGGAUGAGACAGAAUCACGAUCAGAGAUGCUGUGUAUGCUGGCAGUCCCAACAUCAAUGACAAUCCACGACUUGCUGCAGUUUACUGCUCCAUGUUACUCUGUGAUACAGCACAUGAGGAUCAUCCGAGACCCCACACCCAACCAGUAUAUGGUUCUCCUAAAAUUUAGAACACAAGGUGAUGCAGACAUGUUCUAUAAUACUUUUAACGGUCAGCGUUACAAUAGUAUUGAGCCAGACAUCUGCCGCUUAGUUUACGUGGCUCGAGUGGAGACUACCAAAGAAUCUGAGAAUGGAGGCCUUCCUAUACCUGGCCACACAGAGCUACCCAACUGCCCAGUGUGCCUUGAGCGGAUGGAUGAGUCAGUGGAUGGAAUACUGACGAUAUUGUGUAACCACUCGUUUCAUGGAGAGUGUUUAGCAAAAUGGGGAGACACAAGCCACCAUGCAGCAGAGGCUCUCGUCUGUCCUGUGUGCCGGUACUGCCAGACGCCAGAGGAAACGCCCGAUCAGAGGUGUUCACUGUGUGGUUCAGCCGACUCUCUCUGGAUAUGUCUCAUCUGUGGCCACGUUGGCUGCGGACGCUAUGUUGGUGGCCACGCUCAUAGACACUUUAUGGAAACAAAUCAUCUGUUUGCAUUACAAGUAGGCAAUAACAGAGUGUGGGACUACGUAAGAGACAACUAUGUACAUCGCUUAUUGCAGAGUGAAGGAGAUGGCAAGGUUGUGUCCUACGAGCGAUCAUCACCAGUAGCAGACACAAAGGAGGAAAUGGUGCAAGGAGAAGAAAAAUUAACUGCUUUGCAACUGGAGUAUACUCACCUUUUGUCAUCUCAACUUGAAUCUCAAAGACAGUAUUUUGAGAAUAAGAUUGCAGAGGCACAGUCUGGGGCCUUGCAAGAGGCUGAAGAUUGUAGAUGUGUGGCCAAAAAAUUAACCGAAGAUAUGCAGAAAUUGAAACAAGAAUUGGUGUAUGUUACUCGAGACAAACAAACUCAGGAUAAGAAGCUCCAGCAGAUGAAUCAGAAAAUUACUAAACUCACUAAGGACUUGGAGACAGAACAGCAGCUAAAUUUAUCAAUGCGUCAGGGUAAGCAAGAAUGGGUCUCCAAAGUCGUCACCCUACAAACAACACUCGAGCAGAAAGAUAAGAGAAUAGUUGAGCUGGAAUCCCAAGUAGUAGAUGUCAUGGCCCACUUAGAAGCUUUGUCUACAGUCAACAGUAAUCCGGAACUCCAGGGAGGGAAGCUAUACAUUCCCUCAGACACCUCCAAGUCACACGGGGCAAGACGGAAACACCGGAAAUAGAGAUCACAGUUUAAGAGAGACAUGGACAGUACAGUAUGUUGUUUCAUAAAAUCAGGCCAAGAUAGUAGGUUUAUUUUGCAAGUCUCCUGUUUAAGAUUUGUAUGUAAUCUGUAUGAUGGUAGGAGAGACUUAGGCAGCAGUAGCAACUGUUAGAGUUUAACAUACUGUAUAUAUAUGAGAGUAAAUUUUCCCUUUGUUUUAUAUAUGCAAAUAAUAGUGAUGAUUGAGUUUGUAAUUUUGUUAACAUGCUAGUCAUUCUUCAUUAUUCAUAAUUGUUUUGAUACUGAAAGAUUCAGUGUAGAGAUGGAAAAGCAUAUUAUUUUUUCACCUACUCCUACAUAUUCCCUGUGUUUGACCGGAAUUAAGAGCCUCACAAACCCUCCCACAGUUAUAGUUAUUCAUUUGUAUUUGUAAGUUAAUGCUCUUGAAGAUUUCAUUUUCUGCUCCAUAUUUUGAGUAAAGUAUGUUAUAUCACCUCUAAGGAAUUCACUUCAUUUUCAGCCAAAAAUGAAGUAAAAAUUCAGUAAUUAGACAAUAAGUUAUAACUUUUGGCAGAGUGUACAGAUCAUACAACCACAGUGAUAGUAAUCCUCCUUCACCACAAACUAUAACCCUGGUACUGUAUUAAUACAAUACACUGAUGUGCGAGGUAUUUGUGUGUGAAAGUUUUGUUUUGCUAUAAAGGAGGAGGUAAUAUAAUAGGCUCAAUGAUGUUUCAGGACUCCAGCUUAGAAGGAAUUAAUAGCUCUUGAGAAAUUAUAAAAGUAAACAGUUUCGAGAAAA